GUUGCGAAGAGCCGAGCCGGGGUCCUCACGAGAAGGCUCCUACAGGAAAGCUGUCUACGAUAUCGCCUGUCAAACUGAACAGACUCCUGUGCAGCGUGUUCAGACUAUUUUUCUUUUGACUCAGUACGGUGGCCGCGAAGGACCCUUUCCAACAUGGCGGCCGCCGUAGCCUCGGUGGUGCAGAAAGCCUGCAGUUCGGGCGUUUUGAGGGCGGCGCGGAGAGGCUGCACCCUGAUUUCAUGGUAUGGAACCAAUUGUCAAUAUACUACCUUGGCGUGUGCUUCACAGACAAUUUGCUAUGUUUCUACGCCUUAUAACAUCGCAAUACAACCCUGCAGGCAAAGCAGCUUUUUCAACAAAUUGACAGCCGAUGAACUCUGGAAAGGAGUUUUGGCAGAGAGCGGCGCAGGGGGAAGGAAAGGAAGAGGAAAGAGAACCAAGAAAAAACUAAAGAAGGAUCUCAACAUAGGCCAGGUCAUUGGGGAAGGACGUUCAGGUUUCCUUUGGCCUGGCCUCAAUGCUCCAGUGAUGAAACAAGGAACAAUGCAGGCAGUUAGCCAGCGCAAUAAAGAAGAGCAGGAGAAGCUGCAGGCUGAGAGGAUCCAGAAGCGAGACGAGUGGGAGAAGAGGAGAAAAACUAAAGUGAAGCGGGAGAGAGGCUGGACGGGAAGCUCGUGGGGAGGAAUCAGUUUGGGACCUCCUGAUCCAGGCCCCAAUGGAGAAACAUAUGAAGGGUUUGACUCCAGAGUGAUUGAGUUGAAAAGUGUAUUUAACAUGACAGCCAAGGAAGGACGAAAAAGAUCUGUUAGUGCUCUGGUGGUUGUUGGGAAUGGAAAAGGGGCUGCUGGUUUUGCACUUGGAAAAGCCUCUGACAGGAUGGUGGCACUAAGAAAAGCAAAGAACAGAGCUGUUCAUUAUUUACACUAUAUUGAAAGAUACGAAGAUCAUACAAUUUAUCAUGACAUCGCAACCUCAUUUAAGAAAACAACUGUUCGGAUGAAGAAGCAGAACAAAGGAUAUGGCCUUCGCUGUCACCGAGCUAUUAUUACCAUCUGCAAGCUGAUUGGAAUUAAAGACAUGUACGCUAAGGUUUAUGGAUCUGGGAAUUUACUGAAUCUCACUCGAGGAGUCUUCAAGGGAUUGGCAAAUCAGGAAACUCACCAAAAUCUAGCAAAUAAGAAGGGCCUCUAUGUCGUAGAAUAUCGCGAUGAGUGUGGCCCGUUGCCCAUCAUUGUGGCAAAGCCUGAUGGGGUGGUGAGAGAAGAUCCCGAACCUGUGGAUGAAGUUCCUGAUAUCAAACUGGAAUGGGAUGAAGUGAAAGCAGCCCAAGGAAUGAAGAAAAGUGUCUGGGCCAAUGUCAGAAGAACAGUUUGCUAGGCUCGGUGUUUAUGUGGACACAGUUUAAAAAGUACUACAACAUAAUCCCAUGAUACAGAAAUAAUUGGAGCUCAAAAUGACUUAGCCAUCCUUCUUCAUUUGACAAUUCUGUUCAAAACACAAAUGACAGAUAUGCCCAUAGGCUGCGUUGGGGAGAAGGUUGCCUUGCUGCCGAGGAAAAGAAAUCCGUCAUGAGCAGGUCUUUUUUCAUACAUAACAUGGAGAGACUGUCAAACAACGUGACAGAAAUAAAGUUGUAAUAAAAU
Messenger RNA from Anolis sagrei ordinatus, 1643 nucleotides. It is a transcript of the gene MRPS5, whose product is annotated as mitochondrial ribosomal protein S5. Gene Ontology annotation, molecular function: RNA binding; structural constituent of ribosome. Gene Ontology annotation, cellular component: ribosome. NCBI's taxonomy places the organism in Eukaryota, Metazoa, Chordata, Lepidosauria, Squamata, Anolidae. The record is from RefSeq and is a predicted model, not a curated record. Gene Ontology annotation, biological process: translation.